Penaeus vannamei (Pacific white shrimp) is the source of this 528-nucleotide messenger RNA. The record is from RefSeq and is a predicted model, not a curated record. NCBI's taxonomy places the organism in Eukaryota, Metazoa, Arthropoda, Malacostraca, Decapoda, Penaeidae.
UUCGAAGACACACAUCGCUAUGAACACCAAGGUUCUUCUCCUCCUGGGUCUGCUGACGGUGGCCGCUGCCGAUAAGCUGCCAGCCUUCUCUUAUGGAGCUCCUGAGGCGUCCGAGGAAGCUUCUGAGGAAUUCGAGCCGGCCAAGUACGACUUCCAGUGGGCCGUGAAGGACGACGACUCCGGCAACGACUUCGGCCACCAGGAGUCCCGCGACGGCGACGACACCCAGGGGUCCUACUACGUGCAGCUCCCCGACGGCCGCCUGCAGAAGGUCACCUACCACGUGGACGGCGACGACGGCUACGUGGCCGAGGUCAGCUACGAGGGCGAGGCGCAGUACCCCGAGUCGCAGGAGUCCCAGGAGGCGCCCGUGUACGCCCCUCCCAGGCCCUCCUACGGAUACCCUCAGUAAAGCGGCGCCCUUCGAGUCAAUCUCCUGAAGCAGACAACGACGACGUGACGUCAUCCAUCUCACCCGUCACUUAUGGCCAUAUAUUUAUGUGAUAAUAUAUUUUUGAUAUAGCAAAA